This is a messenger RNA of Bombus pascuorum, 932 nucleotides long. RefSeq names its product transmembrane protein 179. Bases 125 to 790 code for a protein of 221 amino acids. Lineage: Eukaryota; Metazoa; Arthropoda; Insecta; Hymenoptera; Apidae. The transcript has 3 exons. The record is from RefSeq and is a predicted model, not a curated record.
UAAUCGAUGUAAGAUAUUUUUAAAAUGUUUACUAGCCUGAAUGUGUCUACGUUCAUAGUAAUUUCUGUAUAUAAUUUACUAAUAAGUUCACAUAACAAAGAAAUUUUCAUUUGUCAUUUGAAAGAUGGCACUAACCAAUAUCCUACUUCUUAGUCAGAUAUCUGGAUAUGUCGUAGCUCUUGUUUUAUCACUUUGUAUCAUCAUACCAAUGAGUUUGCAUGAAGACGAAUUUAGAGGACAUUGUCUGUUGUUCUCAACAGGAACUUGGCAAGAAUCAGACGGUCAGUUUGUAGUAAAUUGGGCCUCACAAGCUUACUGUAAUUACACGAUAUUUGUUGGUUUGAUGUUGUUGUUAACAUCUGCGGUUCAAAUUUAUCGGCUUUCAUUGCUUAUGUACCGUGGAGAAGAUAGUUCCUUCCUAUCUGCAUUCAUAGAUGUUGUCAGUUCAAUAUUCCUUACAACAAUCGCUUUAAUCGCUGCAAUUAUUAUUACGCUUGGAUUUAUGACUUGGUGUCAAUGUAUGACCAAAAGAUUUCCAUCUUGCGAAUUGGCAGCUGGGAAUGACAUUGACAAAGCUGAUGGUAUAGACACAACUGGUUUUCACAUUGAAUUAGCUGCAGUCCAAUUUGGUACAUGGACCAGUUUGUCUAUUUGGGUUGGCCUGUCGGUAUUCGCAGUAUUAAAAUUGUUACGAUAUCAUCAAUUAGAAAAUAUGAAGGUUUCAAUGUACAGAGAAAGACAAAGAUUAAUAGAAGCUGCCAGAAGUAACGAAAUACAAGAAUCAACUUAAAAAUUUUGAUCGCCUAAAACUCUUAAAAUGGUAGUAUUUUUUUAUUCUAUUAUUCUUACUCUUCAGAGAAAUAUUUAUACCCUAUGAAGUCAGUUUGCCAAACGCACACUUUGUUGUAAUCAAUAUAAUCAUAAACAUUUAA